CUUCACUGUCACGUGAUAACUGUCCACAUGCCGGACGCGUACUUGAACGCAACACUUUCACUACUCUCGGGCUAAACUUGUCUUAUCGCGAGAAAGACGCCCGGUCACGAAGCGAACGCAGAGCAACAUGGCGGAAGAGGAGGUGGCCAAGCUGCAGAAGCAUCUGGCCCUGCUCAGGCAGGAGUACGUAAAGAUGCAGCAGAAGCUGGCGGACACCGAGAGACGCUGCGCCGUGCUUGCCUCUCAGGUUCCCGGCCAAGGCCCAAGCAGCCCGUCAUCUGAAGACACCUUCAUUAGUCGCCUGCUGGACAUCGUGUCAGACCUGUUUCAACAGGACCAGUACAGUGAUCUGCGAGUGAAAGUUGCCGGGUAUGAGCUCAGUGCCCAUAAGUUUGUCCUGGCUGCUCGCAGCGAUGUCUGGAGCCUCAGCAAUAUGACCACCACCUCUGAAUUGGACCUAUCUGACUGCAAGCCUGAGGUUGCCAUGGCGAUGUUGCGCUGGGUGUACACCGACAAGUUGGAGCUCAGUGAGGACGACGCAUUUCUCAUUGCCUUGAUGAAGUUGGCCAACCGCUUCCAGCUUCAGAUGCUCAGAGAAAGGUGUGAAAAGGGUGUCAUGUCUUCGGUGAACGUCAGGAACUGUAUUCGCUUCUACCAAACUGCCGAGGAGCUAAAUGCCACGACACUGAUGAACUACUGUGGAGAGAUUAUAGCCAGCCACUGGGAUGACCUGAGGAAAGAAGAUUUCAGCACCAUGAGUGCCCAGCUUUUGUACAAGAUGAUCAAGUCCAAAACAGACUAUCCUCUCCACAAAGCCAUCAAAGUCGAGCGAGAAGAUGUGGUUUUCCUCUAUCUCAUUGAGAUGGACUCGCAGCUGCCCGGCAAGUUGAAUGAACUGGACAACAAUGGCGACUUGGCUCUAGACCUGGCACUCUCACGGAAAUUGGAAAGUAUUGCCACUACUCUCGUUAACAACAAAGCUGAUGUGGAUAUGGGGGACCAGAGCGGAUGGAGCCUUCUGCACAAGGCCAUCCAAAGAGGUGAUGAAUUUGCUUCCGUCUUUCUGAUUCGUCACUCGGCUCAGGUCAACGCCGCCACCGUGGGGGCGGUGGAAACCCCGCUUCACCUAGUUUGUUCCUUCAGCCCCAAGAAACACUCGGCAGAUGUGAUGUGCGGCAUGGCGCAGAUUGCAGGAGCCCUGCUCAAGGCCGGAGCCAACCCCAACAUGCAGAACAGCAAGGGCAGAACUCCUUUGCACGAAGCCGUGUCUUCGGGGAAUGAGCCGGUGUUCAGCCAGCUCCUGGAGUGCAGACACCUUGACCUGGAACUGAAAGACCACGAGGGCAGCACACCUCUGUGGCUGGCGCUGCAGUACAUCACCGUCUCCUCGGACACUUCUGUCAAUCCAUUCGAUGACGAUGCUCCGUUCGUGAACGGCACCUCAUUCGAUGAAAAUAGCUUUGCAGCACAGCUCAUCCAGAGGGGGAGCAAUGCUGAUGCGCCAGAUAUGUCAACAGGAAACUGCCUAAUGCAAAGAGCAACUUGUGUAGCCAAUGAGGAAGCUGCUCUUUUCCUCGCCACUCAUGGGGCGAAAGUCAACCAUGUUAACAAGUGGGGGGAAAGCCCUCUUCAUACAGCAUGCCGCUGUGGCCUGGCCAGCCUGACGGCCGAGCUGCUCCAGCAGGGGGCAAACCCCAACCUGCAGACCCAGAAGGCUCUGCCUGAUGACACCUUUGGUGUGGCGAUGCAGACCCCCCUCCACUUGGCCAUCGCUCACAACCACCCAGAUGUGGUCUCUGUCAUCCUUGAGCAGAAAGCAAAUGCACUACAUGCCUCCAACAAUUUCCAGAUCAUUCCAGACUUCAGUCUCAAAGACUCUAUGGACCAGACAGUGUUGGGCUUGGCCCUCUGGACAGGUACAUGGGAAUGGGAUUCAAAUGGAAUGUCUUUGACGUGGUCUGCAUUGGGUUGUGUGACUUUGCCAAUUCCGCCGUCAGGUAUGCACAACAUAGCAGCUCAACUGCUGGGCUCUGGAGCGUCUAUCAAUGACACCAUGUCCAACGGUCAAACCCUACUCCACAUGGCCAUCCAAAGACAAGACAGCAAGAGCGCCCUUUUCCUUCUCGAGCACCAGGCAGACAUCAACGUCCGGACCCUGGAGGGACAAACAGCACUGCAGUUGGCCAUCAGUAACCAGCUGCCGCUAGUAGUGGAUGCUAUUUGCACACGAGGAGCCGAUAUGUCUGUAGUUGACGACAAAGGGGACCCUCCUUUGUGGCUGGCUUUGGAGAAUGGCCUGGAAGAUAUUGCUUCCACACUGGUCCGUCAUGGUUGCGAUGCGACGUGUUGGAGCAAAGGACCUUCUGGCUGCCAGCAGACCCUCCUGCACAGAGCCGUUGAUGAGAACAACGAGAUCUCGGCUUGCUUCCUCAUCCGCAGCGGUUGCGACGUGAACAGCCCGAGACGGCCCGGCCCAAACGGGGAAGGAGAAGAAGAGGCCCGAGACGGACAAAUGCCUCUCCACCUAGCCAGCAGCUGGGGACUGGAGGAGGUGGUGCAGUGCCUUUUGGAGUUUGGAGCUAAUGUGAACACGCAGGAUUCGGAGGGUAGAACGCCUAUCCAUGCCGCCAUUAGCAACCAGCACAACGUUAUUAUACAGCUCCUGAUUUCCCAUCCAGACAUCCGUCUUAACAUUCGCGACCGCCAAGGAAUGACACCAUUUGCCUGCGCUAUGACGCACAAGAACAACAAGGCGGCCGAAGCGAUCCUCAAAAGGGAGCCAGGUGCUGCUGAGCAGGUUGACAACAAAGGGCGAAAUUUCCUCCAUGUGGCUGUGCAGAACUCUGACAUCGAAAGCGUCCUGUUCCUCAUCAGUGUUCAAGCUAAUGUCAACUCCAGGGUUCAGGAUGCUGCUAAACUCACCCCUCUCCACUUGGCUGUGCAGGCUGGGUCGGAGAUCAUUGUCCGAAAUCUGCUGCUUGCAGGAGCCAAGGUGAAUGAGCUGACCAAACACCGACAGACUGCCCUGCACUUGGCCGCUCAGCAGGACCUGGCCACAAUUUGUUCUGUUCUCUUGGAGAAUGGCGUUGAUUUUGCUGCUGAGGAUGAGAAUGGCAACAACGCUCUUCAUCUGGCUGUGAUGCAGGGUCGCCUUAACAAUGUCAGAUCCCUCCUCACAGAGUCCAACAUCGAUGCUGAAGCCUUUAAUCUCAGAGGUCAGUCCCCAAUGCACAUUCUAGGCCAUUACGGUAAAGAGAAUGCCGCUGCCAUUUUUGAGUUGUUCCUGGAGUGUAUGCCCGAAUACCCUUUGGACAAGCCGGAUAACGAGGGUAACACAGUUUUGCUCCUGGCCUACAUGAAGGGAAACGCAAACCUGUGCCGCGCCAUCGUGAGGGCUGGCGCUCGCCUGGGCAUCAAUAACAAUCAGGGCAUCAACAUUUUCAACUACCAGGUGGCAACAAAACAGCUGCUGUUCCGCCUUCUCGAUAUGCUAUCCAAAGAGCCACCUUGGUGUGAUGGAUCCAACUGCUAUGAGUGCGCUGCCAAGUUUGGCGUUACAACAAGGAAACAUCACUGCCGUCACUGUGGGCGCCUCUUGUGCCACAAGUGCUCUAUAAAGGAGAUCCCCAUCAUCAAGUUUGACCUGAACAAGCCAGUGAGGGUGUGUGACAUCUGCUUUGAUGUGCUAACUCUGGGUGGGGUGUCGUAAUGCAACGGCCUGGACAUUCUCCACCUGCCGAUGCUGGCCAGGCCCAGCCCAACUUAGCACACUUAGUUACUGGGGGGGGGACGCACCGGGUAGCAGGACGUACUAACCAAGAAUAUUCCAGACAAUUCUGGACCAGUGUCUUUAUACUACGCCAGUAUGUGAAAACGAUUUCAUGUUUUAGUGGGACUUUAUACCUUUUUUUGUUUGUUUCAAUCAAACAAUGUUAAAACAUCCAUUUGCCAACUUUUCACGGUCACUGCAGUUCAAUGAUACACAUCCGUACCAAAACACUGUUAUAAAGGUGUUUACCUGUGGUUUAUUACGUCAUCAACACAGGUUUGUUGCUACAUACAUAGACAAAAAAGUUAGGAAGCGUCUCACCAUCAAAACCGUGUGAACCUGUACAACGACAUUUGGAUCACAUGAUCCUUUUCUUUGGACCAUUUUAUAUAUUACGGGGUAUCUGAUUCCAAUCAUAACAUACAGUUGACUUGGGGGUGGGGUGGGGCGUUGUACCACCCUGCGAAGUGUUCAAUAUAAA
Doryrhamphus excisus (bluestripe pipefish) is the source of this 4250-nucleotide messenger RNA. The record is from RefSeq and is a predicted model, not a curated record. Lineage: Eukaryota; Metazoa; Chordata; Actinopteri; Syngnathiformes; Syngnathidae.